Indicator indicator is the source of this 1635-nucleotide messenger RNA. Its product is annotated as 5-beta-cholestane-3-alpha,7-alpha-diol 12-alpha-hydroxylase. The record is from RefSeq and is a predicted model, not a curated record. The transcript has a single exon. NCBI's taxonomy places the organism in Eukaryota, Metazoa, Chordata, Aves, Piciformes, Indicatoridae. Gene Ontology annotation, molecular function: heme binding; iron ion binding; sterol 12-alpha-hydroxylase activity. The coding region runs from base 103 to 1635 and encodes 510 amino acids.
GUCACUUGUCUGUCUGCGUAUCAGCUGCUGGAUGGGAACAAAAAGCACAUUCUUGCCCCAGUCUAGCUCUAGCCCAAGCUCCUGGAGGAGUGCAGAGCUCUCAUGGCUCUCUGGGUGAUUCUCCUGUGUACCUUCACAGCAUCACUUCUUGGUGGGCUCUACCUCCUGGGCACGUUUCGGAGACGGAGACCGGAUGAACCACCUCUGGACAAAGGUACCAUUCCCUGGCUGGGUUAUGCCCUAGAUUUCAGAAGAGACAGCUCUGGGUUUCUCAAAGGCAUGCAGAGAAAACAUGGGGACAUUUUCACGGUGCUGAUCGGAGGUUAUUACUUCACCUUUGUGUUGGACCCCUUCUGCUUUGGGACCAUUGUGAAGGAAUCACGAUCAAAACUGGACUUCAAGGCUUUUGCCAGUAAACUGGUGCUGCAAGUUUUUGGCUACAAGAGCAGUGCAGCCACCUAUAGCAUAGUUCAUGAAUUGAGUGCAAAGCAUCUGAUGGGAGAUGGACUCACUGUCAUGAUACAAACCACCAUGGAGAACUUCCAGAAGCUGAUGUUUCUCCCUGUGAGCUCAGGAGAGGAGAAGCGAGCGUGGCAAGAGGAUAGCCUCUUCUACUACUGCUACAACAUCGUCUUCAGAGCUGGGUACCUGGCUCUGUAUGGCACUGAGCCACACCAAGGGGCAGCUGACAAGGAGAAAGCUGAUGAGCAAGAUCGCAUCCACUCCAACCAGCUGUUCCACGAGUUCCGGAAGUACGACCGCCUCUUCCCUCAGCUGGCCUAUGCUGUGUUGUCUCCCAAGGACAAAAGAGAAGCUGAACGGCUGAAGAGGCUCUUCUGGAGCGUGCUGUCUGUGGAGAAUUGCCGGCAGAAGGACAACAUCAGUGGAUGGAUAAGUGAUCAAGUCAAACUUCUCGUAGAGGAUGGUGUCCCUGAGUAUAUGCAGGAUCGUUUCAUGUUCAUGCUCCUCUGGGCGUCCCAGGGCAAUACUGGCCCCACUGCCUUCUGGCUCCUCUUGUAUCUAAUGAAACACCCAGAAGCUAUGAAGGCUGUGAAGGAUGAGAUAGAUAAAGUCUCAAGGGAGAGUGGCCAGGAAGUGAAGCCAGGGAGCCCACCAAUUAACAUCACUAGAGACAUGUUAAACCACUGUCCUCUUCUGGAUAGUGCUUUGGAGGAGACCCUGAGGUUGAUUGCAGCCCCAAUCCUGAUCAGAGCUGUCCUCCAGGACAUCAGCCUUAAGAUGAGCAGUGGGACAGAGUACACCCUCCGCAAAGGAGACAGGGUGGCUUUGUUCCCACAUCUCUCUGUGCAGAUGAACCCAGAGAUCCACCCUGAGCCUCACCAGUUUCAGUAUGACCGCUUCGUAAACCCGGACGGCACCAAGAAAGAGUUCUACAGAAACGGGAAGAGGCUGAAAUACUUCAGCAUGCCUUGGGGGGCAGGAGUAUCCGUCUGCCCCGGGCGGUUCUUUGCCACCGCUGAAGUUAAACUGUUUGUGUUCUUGAUGCUGAGUCACUAUGACCUGGAGCUGGUCAAUAGAGAGGAGGAGAUCCCAGAGAUAGACACCAGCCGCUGGGGGUUUGGGACAAUGCAGCCUGUUCGUGACGUGCAGUUCAGAUACCGGCCACGCUUCUGA